CACGUCGUUCAUCGGCCUCUAAAGGCCAGGAAUUUCCUUCUAGCUCGGAGCGCGAUAGUCGCCAUGCACUCCUUGGGCAAGGCAAUUCUGGGCUCGGCCCGGCGUAACCAACAAAACGGUCAGAUCCUUCAGGCUGUUCGUUACUACGCGGUGAAAGAUGUGCGAUUUGGCAUCGAGUGCCGCGAUAAGGUGCUGGCCGGCGUGAACAAGCUCGCAGACGCUGUUCAGGUCACGUUGGGCCCAAAGGGCCGCAAUGUGAUGAUCGAACAGAGCUACGGGGGGCCCAAGAUUACUAAGGACGGUGUUACCGUGGCCAAGGCUAUCGAGCUGAAGGACAAGUUCGAGAACAUGGGGGCCUCCCUGGUGAAGCAGGUGGCCUCAGCGACGAACGAUGUGGCCGGCGAUGGUACCACAACUGCGACAGUUCUCACUCGCGCCAUCCUGGCCGAGGGCUGUAAGUCGGUGGCCGCGGGAAUGAACCCCAUGGAUCUGCGCCGCGGCAUCAACAUGGCGGUCGACCACGUGGUUUCGGUGCUGAAGGGCCGAGCAAAGAUGAUCUCCACGACGGAGGAGAUUGCGCAGGUGGGCACGAUCUCCGCCAACGGCGAGCGGGAGAUCGGUGACCUGAUCGCCCGGGCCAUGGAGAAGGUGGGCAAGGAGGGCGUCAUCACCGUGAAUGACGGCAAGACGCUGGAUAACGAGCUGGAGGUUGUGGAGGGCAUGAAAUUUGACCGCGGGUACAUCUCGCCGUACUUCGUGACCGACCAGAAAACGAUGAAGGUGGAGCUGGAGAAUCCGCUCAUCCUCAUUUGCGAGAAGAGGAUUAGCGGACUCGCUUCCUUGCUGCCGGUAUUGGAGAAGGUGGUUCAGGUUCAGCGGCCGCUGCUGAUCAUCGCGGAGGACGUCGAGAGUGAGGCCCUAGCCACUCUGAUUGUCAACAAGCUGCGAGCUGGCCUCAAGGUGUGCGCCGUGAAGGCUCCUGGUUUCGGAGACAACCGGAAGGCGAACCUGCAGGACAUCGCCAUUCUCACGGGAGGCGAGGUCAUCAGUGAGGAGUUGGGUCACAAGGUGGAGAAUGUGGACGUCCGGUCGCUGGGGCAGGCCAAGCGCAUCACCGUCACCAAGGACGACACCAUCAUCCUGCACGGCGCAGGUUCCAAGGCCGACAUCGCCUCCCGCUGUGAAAUGAUCCGCAGUGCCAUGGACACCACCACCAGCGACUACGACCGUGAGAAGCUCCAGGAACGCCUGGCCAAGCUGUCGGGCGGUGUGGCGGUGCUGAAGAUCGGGGGUGCCUCCGAGGUUGAGGUGGGCGAGAAGAAGGACCGCGUGGUGGAUGCGCUCAACGCGACCAAGGCGGCCGUGGAGGAGGGUAUCGUGCCCGGCGGCGGGGCGGCGCUGCUGCACGCCUCCAAGGCUCUGGACGACGUGAAGUCCAAGUUGGACAACUUCGACCAGAAGAUCGGAGUGCAGAUCAUCCAGAAUGCUCUACGGGUGCCGAUGAAGACCAUUGCCAGCAACGCGGGAGUGGAGGGCGCAGUGGUGGUCGGGAAGGUUCUCGAGUUGGAGGACCCGGCGAUGGGCUACAACGCCGCCACUGGGCAAUACCAGGACAUGGUGAAGGGGGGCAUCAUCGACCCGCUAAAGGUUGUUCGCACUGCACUGGUGGACGCCGCCUCCGUCUCCUCGCUCAUCACCACCUCCGAGUGCGUCGUCGUUGAGGCGCCCGAGGACAAGAAGCCGGCGGCCGGGUACCCGCCAGCACCUGACAUGUACUAAGGGGCGCUGUUUUGGGAGAGUGGAGCCCUGGGAUAUUGGGACUCCCGUUCCCUGUUCCGCGCUACGGGGAGGGCUCAUUGCAAUCCUUCCCGCUAUGAAUGAUAAUAUGCUGUUCAUGUGGUCUACAUAAGAAAGAUAGCAAAAUCGAUGUUGGGUGGGCUUAGGGGCUGUGUCUCGUACAGGGUUUGGGAUACACUGUGUUUGCAAUGUAUGUGUGUGUGUGUGGGGAGCGCGCCGUAUAGGUGUACGGCGAAACUGGGAGAGCGGGACUUUUUCCUGGACCUUUUACGGCUUGAGGCGGUACAAACGGUGGCACCGUGGUUAGUAUACUGUGUCAUAUACUGGAAAUGGAAACAUGGACUGGACACCGAAGAAGAGAUAAGAGAUGAAGGCAGUGGUGUGAUUGUGAGCUUCCAACUGGGUCGAAGCUAAAGGGAAACAUUUAGUUAGGAUGGCGGAGGGCGAUCUUGCUUGCGGGAUGUGUGGCUACUUUGACCGGCACCGUUUCGGACGAAAGGUUCCUUUGGUGGCAACGAAAUGAUCCAGACGUCACCUUCCGGCGUUUGAGGUUGGGAAAGUGGGAGCAUUUCGUGUAAUCAGUGCGUUUG
Messenger RNA from Volvox carteri f. nagariensis, 2387 nucleotides. RefSeq lists its product as uncharacterized. Gene Ontology annotation, molecular function: ATP-dependent protein folding chaperone; ATP binding. Gene Ontology annotation, biological process: protein refolding. Gene Ontology annotation, cellular component: mitochondrion; cytosol. The record is from RefSeq and is a predicted model, not a curated record. The coding region runs from base 64 to 1779 and encodes 571 amino acids. Lineage: Eukaryota; Viridiplantae; Chlorophyta; Chlorophyceae; Chlamydomonadales; Volvocaceae. The transcript is spliced from 15 exons.